AUGGGGAGCACCAGGAAGGUGGCCAACUUGUGGAACAGAAGACAGAGUCUCUUCCCCAACUACAAAGUCACAGAUUCGGAAAUCAAUCGAAGACCCUCAGAGAUUGCAUAUCCACUAGCCAAAGAAAGCUGCGUGAAGACAUGGAACUCCAUGCAGGAGCUGAGCAGGGACAUCUACGACAUUUAUGCGGAGUAUGAAGACGACGAUGAUGACAACAAUUCUCCGCACAGCUUCUCAAAGCAGAUUUCACCCUCUAAGAAGAACUACAUGAUCAACAUCAAUGUAGGGGGGAAGCCCUACCAGAUAGCCUACAAGAUGGCUGCCAAGUACCCCAAGACCAGAAUAGGACGACUGGCCACCUACACCGACCACAACAUGAAGCUGGACCUGUGUGAUGACUACACCGUGACUAACAACGAGUACUUCUUUGACAGAGACCCAGAUGUCUUCCACAGCAUCUUCAACUUCUACAGGACUGGUGUGCUGUGGAUCAAGGACGAGUUGUGUCCCCGUAACUUCCUAGAGGAGAUCAACUACUGGGGUGUGCGGAUCAAAAACACCCACCGCUGUUGCCGCAUCUCCUUCGAGGAAAGGCAGGACGAGUUGAAUGAUCAGCUGAAGAUCCAGAGGGAGCUGGAGGCAGAGGUAGAGAUUGAGGAGAAUGAGGAACUGUUUCAUGACAUGUUCAUGGGCCAGCAGCGAAGAGCUAUCUGGAACUUGAUGGAGAAGCCGUUCUCGUCCAUUAAGGCCAAGCUCAUGGCGGUGGCCUCCAGCCUGUUUGUCCUGAUCUCCCUGGUAGCUAUGACUCUAAACACGGUUCAGGAGAUGCAGUACAGAACUGCCACAGGUCAGCUCAGUGGUAAGACAUACUGGGAAUAUGUGGAGUCCAUGUGCAUCGCCUUCUUCACCAUGGAGUACUUGCUCCGUCUGGUGUCCACUCCUGACCUCAAGUCUUUCAGCAGGAGCGUGCUCAAUACCGUGGACCUGAUCGCCAUCCUGCCUCAGUAUUUGCAGGCCAUCCUGGAGUUCUUUGACAAUGAGGAAAACUACAUGAAGCAUGAGGCCGACAUGCAGGCGGUGGGGCAGGUGGGAAAGUUGGGCCAAGUGUUGCGCAUCAUGAGACUGAUGCGGAUCUUCCGUAUCUUGAAGCUGGCACGACAUUCCACAGGACUGCGGGCGUUUGGAUUCACUCUGCGUCAGUGCUACCAGCAAGUGGGCUGCCUCUUCCUCUUCAUCGCCAUGGGCAUCUUCAGCUUCUCCGCCAUGGUUUACACUGUGGAGCAUGACAUGCCUCAAACAAACUUCACCAGCAUUCCUCAUGCCUGGUGGUGGGCAGCUGUCAGCAUCUCCACUGUGGGCUACGGAGACGUCUACCCAGAGACUAUACUGGGUCGUAUCUUUGCUUUCAUCUGCAUCUCUUUUGGGAUCAUCCUCAACGGUCUGCCCAUAUCCAUCCUCUUCAAUAAGUUCUCAGACUAUUACUCUAAGCUCAAGUCCAAUCAGUACACAGCCGCCCUGAAGAAUCGAGGGAGGGUGAGAUUUACCAAGAGGUCAUUGAAAAGGUUGAACCGCUGCUUUGAAAGUCGCCAUUGA
Molecule: messenger RNA, 1593 nt
Organism: Plectropomus leopardus (leopard coralgrouper)
Lineage: Eukaryota; Metazoa; Chordata; Actinopteri; Perciformes; Serranidae
Product: potassium voltage-gated channel subfamily V member 2-like
Biological process (GO): action potential; protein homooligomerization; potassium ion transmembrane transport
Cellular component (GO): voltage-gated potassium channel complex; membrane
Molecular function (GO): voltage-gated potassium channel activity
Source: RefSeq, a predicted model, not a curated record